CUUUCCAGCGAUGAGGAGAAUGAUGAAGUGUGCGGCAGGAUGGUGGGAGCAGCUGUUGGAGUGAGCAACCUCAGCCCAGAUCAAAUUGGGAAUUAUGAUCUUCUCCUGGACCUAAAGUAACUCUGGACCUGGACUAAACCUUCCUCGUGAAAAAAACAAAACGUAUUUUUUUUGUAUCACAACUGGAAAAAAUAAUCUGAUCUUCACUUGUACUCCGAGUUCAUUUUUGAUUUUUUUUCCUGCUAUUGUUGUUAUAUUGUCCUGAACACGCUGGACCUAAAGUAUACCUGGACUAAAUCUCUCCCCAGAAAAGCUAUGCUUUUUUUUUUUACGACUGGAAAAAUUGAUUUCAUUUGACUUUUUUUCAUUUAUUGAUGAUUUUCUUUCUGAUGUUGAUUAGCCAGUAGACAUCUUCGAUAUGCUUCUUCUUCAUCUACUUCUGGUCCUGAGCAUAGGCUGGUGGGCCGGCUGCUCUGAGCCAUCAUCCAUCACCAUCCAGUACCUCGUCUGGGAAGAGCAGCCUGCGGGAACGAGGGUGGGCCGGCUGGUGGACGACCUCUGGCAACUGGACCAGAUGGGUCCUCUGGAGAACUUCCAGGUCGUAGAGCACGGGAGGGCCCUUCCCUUUGCCAUCAAUUCCGGUGACGGCGAGGUCUCCACCCAGGGCCGCUUGGACCGGGAGGAGCUAUGUCGCGGCACAGACGAGUGUGAAGUGAACUUUAGCGUCCUCUACAGGAAGAGCGGGGUGGUGCACUGCUUGCGGGUUCACGUGAAGGUGAUGGACCUGAACGACCACAUUCCCAGAUUUGCCAGCCCCGUCCAGGAAGUGGAGAUCUCGGAGACGGCUGGCCUACGGAUGCGGAUCCCUCUCGAAUGCGCGGUGGAUCCAGACGCAGGAGCCAAUGGACUUCAGACCUACUCGUUGUCCGUCAACCAGCAUUUUGCUCUUGAUGUGACUUCUGCGCUGGGUGGCACUAAACAGGCAGAGCUGGUAGUGAUCAAAGAACUGGACCGGGAAGUUCAGGGGUCCUUCGAGCUCACCCUGGUGGCGUGGGACAAAGGGAACCCCCCGAGGUCUGGGAGUACUUUAAUCCAUGUUAAUAUUCUGGACUCCAACGAUAACAGUCCUACAUUUGAGGACAGUGCCCCCACGGUGGAGAUACCCGAAGACACAGAACGUGGGACAACAAUCAUUCACCUAAGAGCCAGGGACCCCGACCAGGGCACCAACGGGGAGGUGGAGUACUCGCUAAGUAAGCACACGCAUCCUGACGUUCAGAGGCUCUUCUUUGUGGAUCCACAGAGUGGCGCUGUGAGCAUCAGAGCUCCUCUGGACUACGAGGCCCAAACCUCCCACGAAGUGGUGAUCCAGGCGCGUGAUCUUGGACCCAACUCGAUUCCCUCGCACUGCAAGCUCCACGUCAGGCUCGUGGAUGUCAAUGACAACGCCCCGAGGAUCCACAUAACCUGGACUCAUCCCAGCUCUCUGGCUGCGACGGUGCUGGAGGGGGCGCCAGUGGACACCUUCCUCGCCUUGGUGAUGGUUUCAGAUGCAGACUCAGGAGAAAAUGGGAAAGUGGCGGCCAUGAUGCAGCACGGUUCCGGCCCCUUCCGUAUUAAAAAGGUUCACGGUGAAAAUUACAUGAUUGUAACUGCAGGUGUCCUGGAUCGAGAGAAGGUGAUGGACUAUAACGUCACGGUGGUGGCGCAGGAUUACGGAGAUCCACCAUUGUCCUGCAUAAAACACUUGCCUGUUCGACUUCUGGAUGAGAAUGACAAUGCACCAGUGUUUUCCUCAGCCAUCUACAAAGCUUCCUUUAGGGAGAACAAUGUUGUAGGAUACCACGCCCUCAAGGUACAAGCACAUGAUGCCGACAUGGAGCUCAGCGGCAGAGUUCUGUACCACCUUCACAACUCCAGCGACAUAAAGACGCCCACUCAUCCCUUCUCCAUCCACCCAACCAGUGGCAUUAUCAACGUCCUUCAGCCUCUAGACUAUGAAGAGUACCAGUCGUACUUAUUCUUGGUGGAGGCCGUGGACCAGGGCCACCCGCCUCUUAAGACCACGGCCACAGUGCAAAUUGACAUCCAGGAUGUGAAUGACAACUACCCAGUCAUCAAGGAGCCCCGACCCAAACACGGAGUGGCUCAGCUAAGUGUUCCCAUCAACGCUGACCACGGGGAGAUUGUGGCGGAUUUGAGAAGUGACGCAGAGGAAGGUUCGGCUGCUUUGCCCAUCGAGCACUCAGUCCGAGAAGGAUUCGCCGGAUUUCUUGCCUCCACCAUAAAGGCUGAAGAUUCCGACUCAGGACUGAAUGGACGACUCCAGUACUUCAUCACCGACGGAAACCUGCACGGGCUCUUCUGGUUGGAUCAGGCCACGGGCCGACUCUUUGUCAACACCACCAACGCCACCCAGCUCAUCGGGAAAACAGUGAAGGUGGACAUUUCUGUCUCUGACAUGGGCACCCCCAGCCUGUUCGCUAAGGCCACACUUGAGGUGACUUUCAUCAACCUCAAAGACCACUUAAAAAACUCAUCUGCUGGGGACCGGGGCCGGCUCAGCUUCACCAUGAUGCUGGCCAUUUGUUUGGGGGCGACCUGCCUCUUGUUGCUUCUCACCAUAGCCUCAGUCACCACCUUCUGCCGACCUGACAAAAGGGACCACCGGGCCUACAACUGCAGGCAGGCUGAGUCCACAUACACCCGCCACCCACGUCGACCGCAGAAGAACAUCAGGAAGUCAGACAUUCAGCUGAUUCCUGUGAUGAGGGAACGCAAAGAGGACCCUCCACUAGAAGAGAGCGACAAGACACUGCUCACUCCAUCACUUGACCAACACACAGAGAAACUCUUUGAGUUGACGCCGCUGAUGAUGAACUCAAGCUUCCAUUCCCAGACUCACCUGGAGGCCAGUGCCCCUCAUGGCAGAACACUACGGAAACCUGGAAACAUCCAACUGGAUGGCGCUUUACCUGUGACGCCGGCAACAUCCAAUCGGUCACUUCGGAAAGCAAGAAACCCGUCAUCGGCGUCUUCUUCGGGGUCCCGUUCGAGCACGUUGAAGCGGGAGACGUUGGCUUCGACACCUCAGGCGACGCUCAGGAGGCCAAAGACGUUGGAGGGUCGAGGGUCGAGCGACGCGGAACAACGACAGAUGCUCCGGAAUCUGGUGCGACUGUCCAUGGCGGCCUUUGCAGACUCCAUCGAGCUCUCGUCCACAACCCCAGAAGUGCAGCAGAUUUCUCAGCUCCUGUCGCUCCUCCGUCAAGGUCAGCUGCAGCCUCGGACCAACUUCCGCGGAAAUAAAUAUUCGCACCGAGCCGGAAGGUAUGCAGGUCAGGACUGUUCUGACUGGCAGAGCACCAAGGACAGCGGGCACGGUGAGAGCGAGGCGGGCGACGUGGACUGGGAGGCGGGCAGGGACUCGCCCAUCGACCCGCAACUGGAGGAGGGAUUGCACAACCUGCUCAACAACCCUGAAGAUGUUUUCUCGGAAGCCGGAGAUCCAUCGUGGAUGGCGCGUCUGUCUGUGACUCUGUCGGGAGAUUACCACGACAACGUCUUCGUGCCCAACGAGCCGCCGUCCUCCGAGAGCGAGCUGAUGCCACGUGAUGCCUUGGACUCCUCGUCCUCCUUCUCUACCUUUGGGAAGACCCCAGACAAAGAUGGCCCACUGGAUGGGGCCUUGCUGUCAGAGGUCAGCACGCUCUUUGAGAUGUUGAUGACGCAGAAGGCCGACGCCCACCCGGGCCCUCGAGCUGACGUCCUCUACCGCCUGUCUUCGGCGUAUCGACGCUCGCUGGAAGCGGACCCCGCUCCGGCCGCUACGAGCAGCCCAAUGAGAGGCCUGGCCCAGCAGCCUGGACAAUUUUAACACUGGAAACCAAAGAAAUCAUGUGUAGCGUUAUCUUAUAUCAUCUCAUUUGUUCUUGAAUUUAAACCCACAAGUGAUUUGUUUUUGCUUGACUGCAUCCUUUUCAAACAGGAAAGCAAAUAGAUGCAUGACAUACCGUAUGUCCAAAUGGUGCCUAAAUGAAACAAAUAUCCCUUGACCAUUGUCAACUGAAGCUGUUUUGUUGCAUUUCUAGUGGUUACGACAGCCUGGAGCUGCACAGUAGGUUCAGCAACAAUAAUAAAAAACAGCACUGUAAAAAUGAAAACAAAAUGUGAAACACUCGGAAACUCAGAAAACAUUUACAUGCCGCGGAUUCCAUGAGUAUACAGACUUUUCAGUUAUACAUUUCAGCCACUAGGGUCCUGUGAGUCCCUGCAGGGCGACGCCGACGAAUAUCACAAACAAGACGUUUGGUCAAGAGAUGAGCUUGUAGAGUUGACUUUAAGUUUCCUUUGUUAUUAUCAAAUUUAGACACCAUCGCUCAUCUGUGCUCUGGAAAAUGAAAAUGGCCACUUUAAACCGACUACACGAAUGUAGCCCGAUUUGGUCCCGACAGAAAGGUAGCAGACAAACGCUCACGACACAGCAAGUCUGGCGUGUCAGAAUGGUUUGUUUUUUCCCGCAUAGUGUGACAUGUCCUACAUGGUCCAAUAAUUGUUCUAGACAUUGAACAAUAGUGUGACCGAGAGCCUUUUAACACCCAUGACUCUCUGACUGACGCGUUCGCGCUUUUCUGCCGGAGAGAACAGAUGCCGGGGCAGCACGCCAUGCGCUCGUUGUUUGUGCGGAGCCAAGCUCCAGUUAACCUCGUGGAUCUGCACUUGUGUCCCGCGGUCCUGCAUGGCCACAAACUGUUUCCUUGCUGCCUGGACUCUUCUUGUCCCCCCUACCCGAAGGCCCGUGACAUCGGACUGUGCUCUUGGUGACAGCACGCGAUGAUGAAAAAUCACUCAGUCUGAGCUUGGCAUAAGUGGAACUGCUUUCAUUGGCUGAAUCUUCAGAAAGAUUACAGGGGGUGCGGGUAAGGAUCCCUGGAAUGGACCCCUAUAAUGUCCACUUCAAAUCAAAGUGGCACCCUUCUAUUAUCUUUUCAAGCAUGUCUUGAGACUGCUCAUGACAGACAUGCUUCCCAAAUUUUAUGUUGCUAAGUGAAACUGGCUUUGGGGGCUGAUUUAAAAAAAAAAGACUAAAGGUGGGCAAGGGUCCCUGGAAAUGACUGCUACAAUGACCUUUUCAAUCCAAAAUGGCUGACUUCCUGUGUCUUUUCAGGCAUGGCUUUCUGAGACUUUUUUUUUUUUUUUUGUCGGUCUACUAAUGAUACACAUUCCUUCCAAAUUUCAUGUCAAGUCAAACUGGCUACGGGGGAUGGAUUUUAAAAAAAUCCUGGGGGUGAUACAUGGUUAAUUGCUGAGUUUUAGGUAUGGGAAAAUCCCCCCAAAAAAUGUAAAUAUUUUUUUCCCAAGCGCCCUAUUUACAUUGUAAUUGCAAAUGCAAAUUUCUGAAUUGAGACAAAGUUUGAUGUUGUUUUGUUUUGGGUUUUAUCAUGUUGCCAAAUUUCAAUGAGUUUUAAUUUGUUUCAAAUGUUGUACCUGCAUUUUCAUUUUUGCCAUUUUGUUCUCUGGGCCACCUUAGCACAGUGACACACAAGUCAGACCAAAGAGCAAAUAAUGACGGUUUAGUUGUAAAAAGAUGAAAUAUGACAUUUGUGACACGUCAAAUGUUGCUUGCACUGACAAAUGUGCAGCAUUUAGACUGGACACAAUUUUGUUCGUGUCAACACUGAAUGAAAUGUUACUUUGUACCCGAAAGAAGAAGAUGAGGACUUUGCCUUUGGGGACAAACAGACAAAUAGUCACAAGAAGGUCGCUGGGUGGAAACAAUGAAGAGGGGAAAGAGGAAGUGUGAGAAAGGAAGUAGCGUUAAUGGUAAAUAAAGUGGAGGGAGGCAAAUAGCCACGAGACAAGCUUUUGCUUCAAAAUGGAUUAUAAAAAGGGGGUGUACAGUAUAUAUUUAGGGGUGUACGGAUGUGUGGGGGUUAUAUAUGCGGGGGUGACAGCAUGACAGGUGUUCACCUGCUGAGAACACGUUGACCACAUUGAAUGAGAAGACUUAAAAUGUUACAAACUGCUGUUAGUGGGGGAGGGGAGGAAGCACUUUGUACAUAUUUGUUCCUUAUCAAACAUGUUUGUAGCUUUCUUCCCAAUAAACUGAA
Phycodurus eques (leafy seadragon) is the source of this 6110-nucleotide messenger RNA. RefSeq names its product protocadherin 12 (gene pcdh12). The record is from RefSeq and is a predicted model, not a curated record. The transcript is spliced from 5 exons. Gene Ontology annotation, molecular function: calcium ion binding. Gene Ontology annotation, biological process: homophilic cell-cell adhesion. Bases 419 to 3877 code for a protein of 1152 amino acids. Gene Ontology annotation, cellular component: plasma membrane. NCBI's taxonomy places the organism in Eukaryota, Metazoa, Chordata, Actinopteri, Syngnathiformes, Syngnathidae.